Molecule: messenger RNA, 11769 nt
Organism: Neodiprion virginianus
Lineage: Eukaryota; Metazoa; Arthropoda; Insecta; Hymenoptera; Diprionidae
Product: dynein axonemal heavy chain 7-like
Exons: 6
Coding region: 1-11769 (3922 amino acids)
Biological process (GO): microtubule-based movement
Cellular component (GO): dynein complex
Molecular function (GO): ATP binding; minus-end-directed microtubule motor activity; dynein intermediate chain binding
Source: RefSeq, a predicted model, not a curated record
AUGGAAAAACAAGAGUUUUAUAAUCUCGUCUACGGCAAGACAAAGGUGCCGCGAAGACCUCCGAUACCAAAUUUGAAUCAGUUCACAAGUAAGGACUACGAAAAAAAUCCAUUACUUAAAUUUAGUACGCAGAAAGAGCGAACGCGUGAAGUAGUUGAGUUAAUUGCAAGCUCUGCCGAUAAUUUGCGUGCCAAAGAAUUAUUGAUGAGGGAUGUGGUUGAACAUCCGAUAGAGUGGGAAGAAAACAUUCUGCGACUAAUCCCCGAAAGUAUCAGAUUCAAAUACCCGCACAUUGUGGAACAAAUAAUCCACGAGACGAGACAGAAAUAUCUCGAAGAAAUGCAUGGAUUUGGAAUUAAAAUGGUACUGCAUCCAAGCCUAAGGAAAAAAAAUCCUGAUCUCUCACCAAUCGAGACUCCCUUUGCUCACGAAGGCCGGACAAAAAAUUAUGAAACGGUGAUCAAAGCCAAGGCAUACUCUGGACUUCCGGACAAGUUCCUAGAAUUUUCUCGCUAUCACAGCUUGGGACUACUGGAGUUACACAAGCUGAAGGAUGCCGUUGCCAAAGAUCUUCGGAACAGUGGGCUUCUGAUAAUGCGGCGUUAUUACGACGAAGUAGCAAAACUAUUAAAAAGACCAAAGUAUCUUGAUCUACCCUGCAUAGUGAAAACUUUGACGCAAUUCUUACGCUGCGCUACAGGACUGUUUGUCCAGGAAAUCCUGAAUCGCAUGAUAAUGACCAUAGAAGACUUGAUUGAAGUUCUGGGUGAUCCACAUCAGUGUCCACGCUUAAAGCUCGAGCUCUUUUACACGAAUUGCGAACUCGUGAUGAAUCCAUGCAUCGAGGAGAUCUAUCAAAGUUAUCACCAAAUUGUAGAGGAUGUGGCAAACUUAGGCCAGGAAAUUACUCCCUUCGAGUACUAUCUGAAGAUAAAAACCAAGAGAAACUACAUGGACGUAAAACUGCCAAAAUGGUUCAGAAACGAAGCCCACGAGAGACUGCAAACAGUCCUAGAAAAAGUCUUUCACCCUGUGAACUCUCAUUGUGCCCGACACAAGAGUAAAUUCGAUGUCGUAUGCAGACCUGAAACUGAAGCGGAAAUUGUGGAGUUUCUUAGUGAAUACCGCGAGUUCCACGAAUGCUGCGUUGAAGUGAAAAGGUUCAUUGGGUUCAUAAAAGAAACUAACGAUAUGGUCGCGAACGAGUAUUAUGCAGUUGGGCAACUUGCACAAGCCACAGCAAAGUCAAUUCUGAAAUCGAAGGCCUCAAGAAUAGUUGACAUCGUUGUCAAAGAGCUAGUGAGGCACCAUCAAGAGUACAAUAAGUCGAUUUGCAAGACUUUCGAAAAAUUGGCAACGAAGGCAUUGAACGUACCGAAUAACGCCAAAGACCUAUUCCUGCUGACUGAAUACAUGGCAUACGCUUCCAGCGUACUAAUUGGGGAACUUGAAGAGAAGAUUCGGUGCUCAAUUGAAAUGCUAGACUCCUUAAUAGGGAUUGCUACUCUGGACGACUGGCAUCUGGAGCUGAACAGACAAACGAUAAAUUGGCUCAUUAAAAUCGGGCCAGUGUUUGAAGAAAGUUCAAUACUAUGCGAGGCGACAAAAUGCGAGCUAGAAGACGAACUGCAGAGGCGCAUAAAUGUGCUCAACGAAGAAGUCGACAAGUUUUUCCCAAAACUAGUAAUUCUCGAUGAUAUGGAUGACGCAAAACGCAUUCGAGAGUACGCUGACGACCUCAGUAUGUUGAUGCGACACGUUGAAGGGAUAGACGAACAGAUAAGCUGGAUCAAUCUGGAGGAGAGGCUAUUUAAGUUUCCGGAAACAACUUUCACCAAGGUUAAUGAGGUGAAGGAAACAAUUGAGCCAUUCCAUACCCUCGUUCGCUUGAUCUACAGAUGGAAACGUGACAAUGACGUAUGGCUCGACGGACCUUUCGAUUACCUAGAUGCGAAUGUGAUCAAGCAAAAAACUGAGGAAUAUUUCGCCCGUUUUGGUGAAAUCAGUAGAUCUUAUCGUACAAAGUUAAAGGCGGACCUGGCGGCGAACAAAUCGUACCGGUUUUCAGGGGUCGUUGAUGACCCAGAUCCGAUGCAACAACCAGCCCCGCUGAAAUUGUGUUGGCAGGUGAUCAAGGAGGUGAACGAUUUCAACCAGUACGUUCCCCUGGCGAUAUGCUUCUGUAACCCGGCACUGGUUAAACGGCACUGGGACGAAAUGUCCGUGAUUGCUGGUAUCGAUCUCGUGCCGAAUGCUGGAACUACCUUGCAAAAGAUAAUUGGAUUCGAUCUAACGCACGACAUCGAAAAGUACCAAGUCAUAAGCAUUGGAGCAAACAAGGAACUAGCUCUUCAGAAACAACUUGCUGCCAUGAUGAAUGAAUGGGAUCCGCUAAUCUUGAGAACGAAGCCGGUUACGAACACCGAUCUGAGAGUGUUAAUAGAUCCGGAAGACGUAGAGAUCCUCCUUGCAGAGCAGCUGACAAAAAUUGAGGAAAUGGGUACGUCAUACUUUGUGAAACCCAUCGAGCGUGAGGUUGCAAGCUUCAAAGCCACUUUAAAAACAAUCGGAAAAACACUAGAAAGAUGGAUCGCCUUGCAAAACCGGUGGCUAGAUCUUCGUUCAAUUUUCGCCAGCCGAGGAAUCAAAUUGGAACUUCCCAGGGAGUCUAGGUUGUACGCCUCGGUCUGCACGGUACUCAGUUCCGCUGUGAAUAAGACUUCUAAGGACCCGCGUGUCCGCGUCGUAGCGGAGAGCCAAGAUUUGCUUUCAUCCGUGCUCCGCAGUACUGAGGACAUGGACAGGAUUAACGAAGGCAUUCGUCGCUACCUUAUGACUAAAAGACUGCGAUUUCCACGAUUGUUCUUCCUCUCGGAUAAGGAGGUCCUGCGCACGCUAUUCGACUUCUGUGAUUCAUCGCAGGAUCCCCAACUCUGCCUUACCAAGUGUUUCCACGGACUAGCAAGACUUGCUGCGAACCCAGACCCUCAGAGCUAUUCCAUUACUGGUCACGACAGCGAAGAAAUUUGCAUUCAAGGGUGUAGUUUCCGCUCCCUGAUGGAUACUGGUCGUACCGAGGAUUGGCUCAUUCGUGUUGAACGUGAUAUAAUAACAACCUUGCAGGAAAAAGUUCGAGCCAGCUGUACAGAAUACAUAGAAAAGAAUGCUGUGAAGGAAGGUGCUGAUUUUAGAAUCACAUGGAUUUUCGCCUGGCCAGGAAUGGUUUCUCUUUGUGCAACUCGCAUUUUUUGGACAUCCCAAGUGACGGCAGCUUUAUCUAACCGUAAUUUAAAAGCUCUCGCCAAGUAUCAAACAGACAUAGAAAUGCAAAUUGUGGAUCUGGUAAAAGAAACCAGAAAACCAUUGUCCCGAAAACAACGGCUCGUUUUGGUAACAAUGAUAGUCGCAGAGCUUCAUGACAUGGAUAUCGUAAAGCAGCUUAUUGAAAAGAAUGUUGACAGACAGGAGGACUUCAAUUGGCAAGUUCAAUUGCGAUACUACCUCGAAGGUGAGGAUCAACUAACAAAGACGGUCACCGUAAGAAUGAUGGAUGCAACAAUGAACUACGGUUACGAAUAUUUGGGCAAUGAAACAACGUGUCCAAUCAUCGUGACACCUUUGACUGACCGAUGCUACCGCACCUUAGUCGAAGCUCGAAGCUGCUGCUUGUAUGGAGCGCUGGAAGGCCCCACGGCCACGGGAAAGACGGAAACUGUUCGAGGGCUUGCCAGGGCUUUGGGCGUUCCGUGUGUUGUCGUUGGGUGCUCCGAGCACAUGGACUACCUCUGCAUAGGGAACAUCAUGAAGGGCGUUGCCAGCUGUGGUGCUUGGGUGUGUCUUGACAACUUUCAUCGGCUUGAUCCGGAGGUCCUAUCCGUUGUGGGACAACAAAUCCACGCGAUUACUCGAGCUAUUCGCACUUCAGCGAAGCGUUGUGAUAUCGAGGGUACUAGCCUGAGACUGAAACCCACUUAUAAUAUUUGCGUAACCCUGGACUCAGGACACGUGAACCACUCUUCUAUACCAAACAACACGAGAUCCCUUUUCAGGACAGUAGCAAUGGUCCUUCCAGACUUUCUUCCAAUCUCAGAAGUUGAACUCUAUGCCGGAGGCUUUACAGAUGCGAAAAUUCUUGCCAGAAAACUAGUGACCGCACACAAACUCUGUGCAGAUCUUUUCGCCACCGAAUUGUUCUACGACUUUGGGAUGAGAUCUAUGAAGAGCGUGCUGAGAAGGGCUGUUCACCUGAAGCUUCAUUUCUCCUCCGAAGAAGAAACGGUUAUUUUACUGAGAUCUAUCAUUGAUACUCACUUGGCGAAAUUCAUGGAACGUGACGUCGUUGUAUUCCAAGCUAUCCUGCUCGAUCUUUUCCCAGGUUCUAUUUUACCCCCGCCUAGCUAUCAACUAGUUCUUAAAGCUUUCCGUCAAGUAUGUGAGAACCGGAAGCUCUGUUCACACGAAGCAUUCGAACUGAAGGCUAUUCAAAUUUUCGAAACAAUCUGUACCCGUCGUGGCAUCAUAAUUAUGGGUGAGCCGUUCGGAGGUAAAACCUCGAUCCUUCAUUGUCUAGCUGCUGCGCUAGCAUUAUUGGCCGAUGAGGGUGACUCGAUCUUCGGCCGAGUUACGGAAAUCCGAACAGUAAACCCAAAGGCCGUUGGUCUCAAUCGUCUCUUUGGCAAAUUGGAUCGGAAGACACGUGUCUGGCACGAUGGAAUAGUAUCAUCUGUGCUUCGGGAGUUCUGUGAGCAAAAGCCUAACUCUCAGUCUUCUUGGCUAGUUUUCGAUGGACCCGUUGAGCCUGAAUGGGCAGAAAGCUUUAACACUGUGCUGGAUGACAACGGAAAACUGUGUUUGAUCUCUGGUGAAAAUAUACAGCUGUCUCGUGGCUCGACCUCUAUCAUCUUCGAGACGCUGAAUUUAGUGCAAGCAUCACCAGCCACGGUAUCGGGUUGCGGAUUAGUUUACGUUGAGCCACAUUCCUUAGGGUGGAGAUCCCUUACAACAUCCUGGCUGAAGAAAUGGGACUGCCGAGAACGAAUCCAUGCAAGCGGGUGCGUGAAGAUCCUUCUGGAAUGGUUGCUAGAUCCUUGCCUCAACUACGUGCAAGGUAACUGCCGCCAUGUUGUUAGGACGAGUCCACUUCACCAAGUCAACGCAACCCUAAGUCUCGUUGAGAUGUUCGUUAGUGAUGCGAUAGCAGAUACGCCUGACGUUUCUCGGGAUCACGAAGUGACAUGGACACAAGCGGCAGCUGUGCAAUCCAUUGUCUGGGGAAUUUGCGGUACUCUCUACUCCGAUUCCGGAAUCCGCUUCGAAGAGUUUUUUAGUUCUCUAUGGAGUGGUGGGGUCGAUGGAUAUCCGGUACCCACUCUACCAGUUGGCACAGUGGACGUGCUCGUACCUGCUGAUAGUUCCAUUCGCGAUCAUUUUUAUAUGUUCAAAGGUCGUGGAGUAUGGAAACACUGGAUGGACGUUCUAAAAAACGAAAAACUCGUCGAGCCACGUUUCCUUAGCCAAAUGGUCGUGCCCACGGUAGACACCUUGAAGCACGCGAGUUUGUUUAACCGUCACAUUCGUCAUCGUAGACAAUUCCUAGUAUGCGGUGAUCCAGCAACUGGAAAAACUAUUUGCAUACACGACAUUCUUCGAAAUGGGCCAUGGCAUUCCUCCCACACAUCAAACUUCAUUACUUUCACGAAAAAAACCACUUCAGCCGAGGCUCAUAAUUUAAUCGUCUCACGAUUGAACAAAAAAAAACGCGGCUACUACGGCCCUCCCGACGGUAAGUUUUGCGUUACAUUUGUCGACGAUGUGAGCGCGCCCAUCAUACAGGAGGAUGAGGCCCAAUCAGCCCUCGAAUUGCUGAGGCAGUACUUUGAUCACAAACACUGGUACGACUUGGAAGAACCAGACAAGAUAUUCGUACAAGACACGAUGUUCGUCGCCGCCAUGACUAUUCGGACUGACUAUGAGCAGCCAGUUCCGUCUUCUAGAUUUCUACGUCACUUCAACGUGUAUGCAAUUCCAGCAGUUUCCAGAGAUAGCCUUUUUAGGAUAUUCACCAACGUCUGCUUGAGUGGCUUGAAGCGAAACGGCUUCAGCGCUGACAUACUCGGCGUAAUUCAGAAUACUGUUAAUGCAACUCUAAACGUGUGGACCGCCACCUUGACCAGUUUAAUGCCAACCCCCAAUAAGGUAUUCCAUCUAUUUGAUGUGAGGGAUAUCUCAAGGAUGGUUGCUGGCUGCAUGCGCCUACGAAAAGAAUCUGCAGACUCAAAGGUGAUAUUCGUACGGCUUUGGGUCCAUGAGGUCCUGCGAGUCUUCCGAGAUCGCCUCGUCAACGAUGACGACUCACAGUGGCUGUUUACCAAGAUCAAGGAAACUGUCAAGAUCUAUUUUAAGGAUCACUCAUUCGAAACAGCGUUCGACCACCUCCCAAAGUACGAUGAUCAGAUCACUAACGAAAGUCUGAAUGAUCUAAUCUUUGGAAAUUUCAUGGACGGUGAUGCGACUCUUGAAAAUCGAAGGUAUGAGGAGAUUACGAGCAUCGAAAAUCUAAGGAAAAGGAUCGUCGGCUACCUUGCCGAGUACAACGAGUCUCACGUGAAGAAGAUGGACCUUCUCCCUUUCGGUUGCGCCCUGCAGCACCUAGCGCGGAUUUCCAGGAUCCUUGCGAUCCCCGGCGAAAGCCUUAUCUUUGUUGCCGUUGAUGGCUCAGGGCGUAGAUCACUGACUCGACUAGCAGGUCACUUAAUGCGGCAGGAUGUUCACGAGCCUGCAGCCGGAACUUUUCGCGACUCACGUACAUGGCGAGCGAACCUUGCUAAUGCUCUGAAAAAUUCUGCUGGUAGCGGAAAGGAUUUCGUACUGUUGAUUACUGACAGGCAGUUGAAAGAUGAACAGCUCCUUGACGUCGACAGCUUACUAAAUUACGGCGAAGUCCCGAAUCUAUUCGCGUCCGAUGAACGACAGAAAAUAAUAGAGACAGUGCGUUUGGCCGCACAGAACGGCGAUCGAAACCUGGAAAUCAGUAGCGUUGCGGUAAUGGAGUACUUUGUCAAUCAGUGCAGGGAAAAGCUACACUUUGUGCUCUGUUUCAGUCCAGUCGGGGUUGCGUUCCGACGAAGUCUGCUCUCUUACCCGAAUCUCCGCAGGUGCUCUGUAAAUUGGUUUAACGGUUGGCCGGAGACUGCCCUUGAAGAAGUUGCGACGAAGUACACAAAGAACAUCAAGAUUCCCGAAGCAAUACGAUCGAAAUGUGUCACGGCUUGCAAAUAUUUCCACAACUCUGCCAAGGAAGUUGGGUAUUCGUACGACAAAAACACCGGGAGGUUGACAUACGUAACAAUCCCGGCUUACCUACACCUAGUACAGUCUUUCGCUGAACAAAUAGCGCGUAAACAGGAGUCGAUUACGACAGCUCGAAAUAGAUACGUAGCUGGACUUGAGAAGCUACAAUUUGCUGCAGGUCAGGUAGCACGCAUGAAGACAAAACUAACGGCGCUAAGGCCUCAGCUCGAGUUGUCAGCGAAGGAAACGAUUGCAACAAUGACGGAAAUCGAGAACGAGAAUGUCAGCGUUGAAAGAGCGACGGUGCUAGUCAAACGUGAGGAAGAAGUUGCAAACACGAAGGCGGAAAUUGCGAGUGCCCUGAAGACAGAGUGCGAAGCCGACCUGGCCGUGGCUAUUCCAAUUCUUGAGGACGCAAUUGCUGCGCUGAACACUCUAAAGCCAGCUGACAUCACCUUGGUAAAAGCCAUGAAAAAUCCACCAGACACAGUAAAACUCGUCAUGGCAGCUGUCUGCGUGAUGCUCAACGUUCCUCCGGAUCGCUCGCUGGACCCGGUCACGGGUAAAAAAAUGACAGACUAUUGGGGCCCCAGCAAACGUGUCCUUGGCGACAUGAAUUUCCUGCAAAAUCUGAAGGACUACGAUAAGGACAACAUUCCCGUGGCCUUGAUGAACGUCGUGAAGAAAACUUACAUGACCGAUAAGAACUUCAUGCCCAAUAUCGUCGUUAAGGCAUCCAGCGCAGCGGAGGGGCUGUGCAAAUGGGUGCGAGCGAUGGUGUCCUACGAUGACGUCGCAAAAGUGGUAGCCCCAAAAAAGGAGAAACUGAUGGCAGCCCAAAGAGAAUGUGACGAGACCGAAGCUGUCUUGAACGAGAAACGUAAGACCCUAGCCGAUUUGAAUGCAAAGCUAGCCGUUCUGAAUAGCAGUCUUCGCGCGACCCUGGCCAAGAAAAUGGAUCUGGAAAAGCAGGUGGCUAGUUGCACGGAAAAACUGAUCAAAGCGGAGAAUCUGAUUAGCAGUCUCGGUGGUGAGAAGCGACGUUGGAUGCGUAACGCAGAGAGACUAGAACAAUUUUACGACAACUUGGCAGGUGAUGUGCUUCUAUCCUGCGGAAUCAUUGCCUACCUCGGUCCCUUUUCGGCAGCCUAUCGACUGGAGACUCUAAAAAAUUGGCGCGAUUAUGUUAUCACCUCAGAGAUGCCCUGUUCAAACGAAUUCAGCUUUGUCGAUAUUCUUGCCUCUGAGAUAAAAAUUAGCUCUUGGAAUGUGAAUGGACUUUCCAAAGACGCUUACUCCACUGAGAACGCGGUGAUUUUGGACAACUCGAAGAUGUGGAGUCUGUUGAUCGACCCGCAGAGCCAGGCGAACAACUGGAUAAAAAAAAUGGAGGCACCAAACGGUCUUCGAAUAAUAAAACUCUCUGAUAUAAGAUACAUGGAGAUCCUCGAACAUAGCAUAGAAACUGGAAAGCCGGUUCUGCUUGAAAACAUCGAAGACGAGUUAGACACUUCUUUAGAUCCUAUACUGACUAAAGAUAUCCAUAGAAUUAACGGCAUCACCUACCUAACGAUCGCGUCUAAAACACUGAAGUAUUCUGAUCGAUUUAGACUUUACAUUACGACGAAGCUUCCGAAUCCACGAUAUCCACCUUACAUUUUUAAUUUGGCAUCAGUGAUCGACUUCUCUCUGACAAAUGAAGGGUUGGAGAGUAAACUGCUGAAUCUAGUUGUUGCUAAAGAGCGUCCGGACCUCCAAGAAAAGCUUGAAAAUUUGCUAAUACAGAGUGCGGCAAAUAAGAAGAAUUUGAAGCAGGAGGAGGACAACAUAUUGAUAACGCUCUCCACGUCCACCACUAACAUCCUUGAAGACGAUAAUGCUAUCAAGCUUCUGGAUUCCUCAAAACAUCUGGCCGUGAGUAUCGUAAAGAAACAAGAAGCCAGCAGUGCAACUGAAACGUAUAUCGACACAUUUCGCCAGAGGUACCGUCCUUUCGCUGCGCACAGUGCUGCAAUUUACCGGACCUUGGCCGGUCUUCCAAUUGUCAAUCCAAUGUACCGCUUCUCUCUCGAAUGGUUUGUACAUCUGUACAUUAGAUCAAUCGAGACUUCAAAUAGAAGCAUUAUUUUACAGAAACGUCUCAAUUAUCUUAAUCAAGCUUUCACCAACAAUUUAUAUGAAAGUGUAUCACGAGGCCUUUUCGAGAGAGACAAACUUCUUUAUUCCCUAAUCCUAUACAUCGAGAUAAUGCUAGAUACUAAAGCAAUCACAAAUGAGGAAGUCGACUUUUUCUUAGCUGGAGACUCGGUAGUCGAUAGUGACCUGAAAACUAAACUGCCUGCUCCAUGCUUUGAUUGGUUGACGGAGAAAUCAUGGAAGGAGAUUUGUAAAGCCAGCAAAGUUCUCCCAUCCUUUAAGGAUUUUCCGGAGAGUUUUUGUGCGGAUGCACGCACCUGGAAAGUUUACCACGAUCUAGAACACCCUGAGAACUUCUCGAUUCCCGCACCUUGGCACGAGAAGCUGACACCAUUCCAGCAAGUAAUCCUGAUGCGCAUCAUACGGCCAGAUAGGCUAGUUGUAAAGGUGACACAAUUCGUGAAGCUGGGAAUGGGGGAAAGAUUUGUGUCACCACCUUUCUUCGACGUGGCAAAGUCUUUCGUAGAGUCUAACUGCCUAGUACCGUUGAUAUUUCUCCUAAGUCCUGGAUUUGACCCGACAGCGUCAGUUGCAAAGCUCGCAAACAAGCUGGGCUUCUCAGCAAGGUUUGUCUCUCUUUCGUUAGGACAAGGCCAAGAGAAUCACGCAAAAUCCAUAAUAAAGCGGGGUCAGCGGCAAGGGUGGUGGAUAUUUCUGCAAAAUUGUCAUCUGGCUAGUGACUGGCUACCAGCCCUAGAAAGAAUAUGUGAAACGUUUGACGCCUCCAACACGUCGCUCGACUUCCGACUGUGGCUGUCAAGCUAUCCAACGCGCGAAUUCCCCAUCGCCAUACUUGAACGUGGAGUCAAAAUGACCAACGAGCCAUCAGCCGACCUGAAGAGAAAUCUGACAAGUCGUUAUUACACGGAACCAGUAUGCAAUCGCGAAUAUUUUGAAGGUUGUCCCGGGAGGAACAAGGUCUUCACUAAGCUUUUGUACGGGCUGUGCAUGUUCCACGCGGUUUUACAAGGCAGAGCGACAUUCCUUUAUCGAGGAUGGAACCUGAGCUAUGACUUUGAUGAGUCAGACUUCCAAAUUGCAUCGCGCCGAUUGCAGAUAUUUAUAAACGAAUACAACCCGGUGCCUUUCGACGCCAUGUCGUAUCUCAUUGCGCAGUGCCACUACGGAGGUAGAGUCCUUGACGAUGAGGAUAGGCGUUACGUGGGCUCAAUUCUCGAGGAAUUUGCUAACCCAAAUGUCUACGGUGAAAAUAAUUUCAGGUUCAUGUCCUCUUCAGCCUAUGGGCUUCCUAGGAAGUGCGAAUACCGUGACUACGUAAACCAAGUCCUUACGAUCCCGGACGAUCCCUCACCAGAGAUUUACGGACUCCCUCAAGACGCCAUUAUUGUGCGUGGGCUCAACGACAGUAAGGUGUUCCUAUCCAUCAUACAGUUAGCCCAUGCCCAGGGAAAGUCCGUAGUAUACAGUGAAUCCCUACCCAACCGAAUAACUGAUAUCCGUGCGAAACUGCCACGGAUUUUCAACGUCGACGAGGCCCGAAAAAAGUAUCCGAUGAGCUGCCGAGAGCCUAUAAAAGCAGUUAUGUUUAGAGAAAUGGAGCUGUACAACGUGCUAAUAGAAGAGACGAGACAUUCCGCGGAUAUCCUGGAAAACGCGUUGCAAGGACGUGGUGAAUGGACGCUAUCGCUUGAAGAAUUUUCGCGUGAGAUCCAUUUGGGGAAAGUGCCGAUUUCUUGGAGGAAAGCGUGUCCGUACGACUCGCCAACUAGUUCGUUGCUAAUCUUCAUCGAAGAUCUUCUGAAUAGGCUUAACUUUCUGAACGACUGGUUCGAGGGAGGUUCGCCACGCGCCUAUUGGCUCGGCGGUAUCUCUUCGGGAACGGCAUUUUUGGCUGCGGCACGUCUGACUUUCACCCGAGAACGAGGCCUUGCUUUACACGAUGCUCGAUUUGACUUUGAAGUUCUUCAGACAUACCAUCCGGAAGACUUGCCGAUUCAGUCAACCAUCGAUGGAGUCUUGAUCAGCGGAUUGUUCCUGACAAGUGCCAGAUGGGAUCUUGAACGGAUGGUGCUCGUCGAAAGCUCGCCAAAGGUAUUGUGGAAUCGAAUGCCGAUACUGCGCUACAGACUAACGGACUUGAUCAGCCAAUCGGAAAAAUACGAAUGUCCACUUUACACAUCCGUUGUCAAAGAUAUUUACGCGUUUGACUCGAUGGGUCGUAUGAAUAAUUAUCUACUUAACGUUAAUCUCGAUACGGACAGACCGAUUGAAUUCUGGCUAAGCAGGCGAGCUGUACUUUACUGUCAACGCGACGAACAAUAG